Molecule: messenger RNA, 2283 nt
Organism: Microdochium trichocladiopsis
Lineage: Eukaryota; Fungi; Ascomycota; Sordariomycetes; Xylariales; Microdochiaceae
Exons: 1
Coding region: 1-2283 (760 amino acids)
Biological process (GO): carbohydrate metabolic process
Source: RefSeq, a predicted model, not a curated record
AUGGCCAAUGCACGUUGGAUCCGCCGUGUGCUGGCCAGUGUGUGGUGCCUGGCAUCGCUGCCCGCGGUCACACAAACGGCUCAGGGCUCCUUCAUCCCGUUCUUCCAGACCCAGGUCGACGGCAAUGCUCCCGGCCGCAUCACCAAGCCAGAUCUCGACGGUGUCCUGACCCAGAUGCUCGAUGCAGUAGAUGUCAUGCAGCGCGAGUACUAUGCCCCCUGGGUCGGCACAUGGCCCGGCUCGAUCGACUGGACCGGUGCCGUCAUGGGCACACACCUCUCUGCCGCACUGCGCACCUUGACCGAGGCACUGGCAAGAGCCGACAAAACCGCCGGCGGUCUCCAUAACAAGGGGAAGGGCAGCUUCGUGGACUGGAAGCUCAGGGCGAAUCUCGUGGACAACUACUUCACGCAGGUCACGAGCUACUACUUUGGCGAAAACGCCGUGAGCAUUCGCGGGCAGGCGUACGACGACAUCUUGUGGGUGGUGCUCGGCUGGCUCGAGGCCGUGCGGUUCGUCGACACGCACACCAAGCUGCACUUUUCGCCAGCGUCGACGGCCACCCAGACGACCGGGCCUGGGCAGCAUCUCGUCGGGGCUAGCGGUGGGCUCGCGGAGAUUCUCGCGAAUCAGACCUUCUUUGGCAACGUCUGGAUCCCGCCCUUUGCGCACCGGGCCCGCGUGUUCUGGGAGCUCUCGACGCACGGCUGGGAUGACGAGUACUGUGCCGGCGGGAUGACGUGGAACCCGCGCCUGCUGCCGUACAAGAACGCCAUCACCAACGAGCUGUUCAUUGCGGCGUCGGCGUCCAUGUACCUGUACUUUCCUGGAGACGACAACGGGUCUCCGUUCCUCAACGGAGGAGGUGUCGGCAAAGCCCACGGGCGUCGUCAUCGUGGCUACGACGGCAGCGACGACGACGACGAUGAAGAUAUGCCAAUGUGGCCUCCGCGUGACCCGCGGCACCUCAAGGCCGCAGUCGACGGAUACCGCUGGCUCGCGGCGUCCGACUUCACCGACAAGCAGGGCCUCAUUAUCGACGGCUUCCACAUCAGCGGAUACUCAGACCCCAAGAACAACAACACCGCCUGCGACGAGCGCAACCUGCAGAUCUUCACGUACAACCAGGGCGUCGUGCUCACCGGUGCUCGCGGCCUGUGGGCGGCUACCGGGUCGCGAGCGUACCUGGAGGACGGACACAAGCUGAUCAGGAACGUCGUGAAAGCCACAGGCUGGGACUUGGACAAGGAUCGGCCUAUCGCUGCUGCUGCUGCUGCGACUACUACUGCCGGGAUCGGCGGCGGCGGCAGCGGCGGCGAGGACGAAAUCAGAGCCUUCCGGACCCAAGGCACUUUGCCGUCAUGGCACGGUCUCGGGCGCAUGGGCGUCAUGGAGGAGCUGUGCGACGCAAGUGCCACAUGCAAUCAGGACGCGCUCACGUUCAAAGGCAUCUUCUUCCACCAUCUCGCCACGUUCUGCGAGCCACUCUUCUCUGAUUCUGAUGCUGCUUCUGCUUCUUCUGCCUCUACUACUACUACGGAGCACAGGGGGAGACAACCACACCACGACGAACAAGAUUUCGCCAAGACGCAGGCCAUGCACGCGUCGGCAUGUCUGUCGUACAAGUCCUGGCUCGCGAAUAACGUCCGAGCCGCGCUAGGGACGAGGGACGACAGAGGACGGUUCGGGAUGUGGUGGACUGCCGGGCUCCUGGCGCCUCUUUCUGCUUCUGCUACUUCUUCUACUUCUUCUUCCUCUUCUUCCCCGCCAUCAGAGGCAGAGGGUAUUCCUGACGGCGAAUAUGAUAUGGAGGACGCCACCGAGCAGUAUGUAGGUUCCUGGCCGACGAAGCUCAACGACGGCAUCCCCCGCAGCGGCAGUAGCGCAGGCGAACAAGACGCGGUACCACAGCCAGUGGACUACCGCAACGACGGGGUGCCGUGGGAUUCUAUCUGGCGCAGCGCGGAGGAUCUCGCUGCGCACCACCACAACCAGCGCGGCGGCACCGGCAACCACCACGAGGGGCACGACCUGGCUGAGGCAUCAAACGAAGACGAACGAGGACAACGACAAGGAAGCCGAGUGGAGGAGGAGGAGGAGGACAACACAAGGGCCGAGCUCAAGAAAAGAGGGCAUAGUCGGGGCAAUACCAGCAGCAGCAGCACCACCACCACCACCAUCAGAGACCCAAACUCGCGCGGUGCAGGCCGGACCGUCGAGACGCAGGGCGGCGGGCUGGCUGUCAUCAGGGCAUACUGGAGCAUCCUCGCGCAGGAAAAGUAG